GGAUUAUUUGUGUUUUGAUUUGAUUUUAUUUUCUUGUUCUGAUUAUAAACGAUAUAUAUCAAGAAUUUAUCAUCAAAAUUGAUCAAUAUCAUUUCGAUAAUGUAAUCAAUAUGUUUAAUCAUCCAAAAAAAUGAUCGUCUAAUAACAAGCUUUUAUUACGUAAUCACAUCGUAAUUGUGCCAAUUCGGUCAUCAUUCGCAUGGUUCAAAGGUGGUGAAAGUUAAAAGAAUUACCUAAUCAAUCACGUUUAUCAUCAUGAUGUAUGUGAUGAAAAUAUCAUUGAAGAAUAAUCGAUUCGAAUACAUGUGCCAAAAUCAUCUUUUCUUCGCCCGAAAGAAAAUACUCAUUCAUAAGUUUUCAAUACAAAAUUUGACUUUGAAGAAAGAUGAAAAUGUUUCUCAAUAAUGUUAACAUAUUUUUAUGUAGACAUUUAUUUCUAUUUGCAACAUUAUUAUUAUUAUUAGCUAUAAUCAUAUCGAAUAUGGAAUGUCGACGUAUGAUCGAUAAAGAAUGUCUUCAAUGUGAUAAGAAUGAGUCAUUUUCAUUUUUCUGGAAAAUUGAACGCUCAAAACCAUCACCACCAUCUUAUUUUUUCGGUACAAUACAUGCACCAUAUACAAAAGUAUGGAAUUAUGUACCAAGUAAAGCAAAAUCAGCAUUUCGUCAUAGCCAACAUAUUAUUUUCGAAUUAGAUCUAAUGAAUGCAGAAACAUUAUUAUCAUUAACACAAUGUCAACUAUUACCACCUGGCAUUCGUCUUAGUGAUAUAAUACCGAUUGAUCUUUAUCAUCGGUUACAACGACAUCUACGUUAUGUUAAAUUUAAAAUGUCUCAUUGGAUUACUCAGGAACAAAAAUCACGUGGCCUUAACUCCAAUACAUUAUAUACGGCCAUUACAUUGAAUUGGGAACGUAAACGUCCGAUAUGGGUGAUGAUCAUGUUAAAUUCAUUGACCGAAAAUGAUAUAAAAUCUAAAGGUAUAACCGUAUUGGAUUCAUUUUUCUAUCAAAAAGCAAAAAAAUUGAAAAAAUCUAUCGGAUCAGUGGAAAAUGCCAAAGAACAAUGUAAAACAUUAAAUUAUCUAAAUACAACACAGGUAUUAUAUGCAUUGAAUCAAACAUUAUUACAACAUGAACAUAUACGUCGUGGUUAUUUACGUUCAAAUCAUACAACCGAUGAUAUGAUACGUCAUUAUAAUUGUGGUAAUCUUAAUGAAGCACUUUUCAAUGAAGAUUCAGCAAAUAUUCCAAUACUUAAAAAUCGUUCAUCAUCAACAUUAUCAUCAUCGAUAUCAUCUGGCAAUAAUGAUGAAGACGAUGAUAAUGAAUCAUUUUCGAAAAAUAUUGAAAAUUAUUUCCGUUUCGAAAUCAUAUUGAAACGAAAUAAACGUAUGAGUCAACGUGUAUUAGAACUAUUGAAAUCAAAUCCAAAAGAAAGUUUCUUUUUUGUAUUUGGUGCCGGCCAUUUUCUUGGUAAUGAUUCAAUAAUCGAACUGAUGAAAGAUCAUAAUGGACUUGAAAUUGUACAUAUUAAUGAUGAUCGACAACAAAAACAAUCAUUGAUUUGUGAUCCUACCAUUACCACAACAAAAACAACAACAUCAAUAUCAUCUAAUGUUGAAUCAUCGUCUGGCCGCCGAACUAAAUUUAUGAAUAAUGGAGCGCAUGUUAUUAAUCAACAUGAUCAACAACAACAAUCCGAAGAGACAUUAAUCUAUCCUAUUUCAUCUGAAUCGAUACAUCGUUUACCAUCAUCAUGGUUCCAUCAUUAUCAUCAUCCACCGUUAUCGAAAACAACAAAUUGGAAAUCCAUAGAUCCUAUUAGAUCAUCAUACUUACCGGCAACUAAUGUGUUGUUUAAAGAUUCAAAUCAAAAGAUUCAAUGGCCGAUGAUGAAUAUGGUCAGUAGUAGCAGCAGCAGUAACAUCAAUUGGAAUAAAGAUUCGAAUCAAUAUCCAGCAUCAUAUAAUACUCACAAUGAUAAUAAUAAUAAUCAAGCAAUGUUGAUGACGAUGAUGAUGAUGAGACAAUCGAAUAAUCAGCUGCAUCCGCAACAGCAACAUUCAUUCGGUGAUAUUCGUUAUCCAAUUGCUGCUUCUGCUGCUAUUCCCAAAACCAACAACAAUGAUUUAUCAUCAUUAUUUUACAAUAAUAAUAAUAUUCAUCAUCAAUGGCCUAAUCAUAAUCAAAAUCAGACAAAUAUGAUGAUGGACAUAAUAUUACCAUCCACACGACAUCGAUUCGAUCACCAUCACCCUCAUCAUCAUCAUCAUCGAACCCGAUCAAAUAAUGAUUAUCAAUAUCAUCAAUUGAUUAAUAAUAAAUUGAUCAAUACAAAAUUAUUUGCCGGUUUAGUGGAAUCAAAUCUUGGUCAAGUUGAUAUACGUCCAGCAUCAUCAUCAUAUUCGAUCACCAAUAUAUCAUAUAAUGGUUGUCGUUGUUGUAUAUUGAUCAUUUUCAGCUAUCAUCCAAUAAUCUUCAUCACCAUUUUCAUUUCAAUACGAGCUUUAUCAAUCAUUUGAUCCAUUCUCUAUCAUAUAAUACUCCUAUUAUUUUUUUUUUUGUUUCCUGUUUAUCUUACGUUGUUGUUGUUAUGAAAUGGAUGCAAAAAAAAAACAAAAA
This is a messenger RNA of Dermatophagoides farinae (American house dust mite), 2621 nucleotides long. RefSeq lists its product as uncharacterized. NCBI's taxonomy places the organism in Eukaryota, Metazoa, Arthropoda, Arachnida, Sarcoptiformes, Pyroglyphidae. Gene Ontology annotation, molecular function: metalloendopeptidase activity. Gene Ontology annotation, cellular component: membrane. Gene Ontology annotation, biological process: negative regulation of Wnt signaling pathway. The record is from RefSeq and is a predicted model, not a curated record.